AUCGUUGUCAUCGGAACACCUCGAUACUAAUAUUCCGAAGGCUAAGUUGUUAAAUGAUGAAGAUUUGAAUUGUUUUACAGAAGGCAUACAAUAACACGAUGGAUAAUUAAAGGACAGAGCUACACUUCCAUAGGAGGCUAUCUAGCAAAGGGCUUAAAACUUAGACAGGAAGGAUGGCAUCCUUUGUCAGGGGAAAAUGUGGUGUACAAUCCAAAGGAAACCUUUUUUCUGGAACAUGGUCAGAGAGACGAUAUCUCUAUAGUGUUUUGUCAAGAUGUUUUGGAGGAACAAACAAUUCCUUUUAUUCCAAAAAGCAUUCAAAAGGAAAACCAAAAAAUUAUAGAUCAAUACUAGAUCGAAAUUUUGAGUAUAUAGAGCAUGCAUCUCUAACACCGCACAAAGCAGGUCGAACAGAUAUUAUACCAAAGCAUCGUGCUGUGCCCAGUCCAAAACAGAUUUUCAGCUUCCUCGACGAGCGUGUGGUUGGGCAGGAGAGGGCCAAAAAAGUGCUUUCUACUGCCGUUUAUUACCAUUAUAGGAGAAUCCAACACAACCAGCAGCUAAAAGACACACAAAAUCUGCACCAGACUUUUUCAAGUGUGGGACAGCAAUCUACACAACAGUUAGCCAGACAGAAUGCCAAUGUGAAGACUCUGACUACACAUGGAAAUAAAUAUGAUCCACACCAGGAUAUUUUUGCACACACUGAUCAUUUUAACAGACUGAUCCCAAAUCAUUUACAGAAAUUUUUGGAUGCAGAAAAUGCAAAGUCUGUUGAGAAGAAAACUUUUCUGGAAAAGAGUAAUAUUUUACUCCUCGGGCCUACUGGAUCAGGUAAAACUUUGUUGGCUAAUGCAGUGGCAGAGUUUCUUGAUGUGCCGUUUUAUGUCGGUGACUGUACAUCCCUGACGAUAUCAGGGUAUGUGGGUGACGAUGUGGAAUCCUUGUUAUCUGGACUCCUCAGUAACGCUAAUAAUGAUCUGGAUAGGUGUCAGCAAGGGAUAAUUUUCUUGGAUGAAAUAGACAAACUCAAGAAAACAUCAUCCCAUAACUCCGACCGGGACGUUGGCGGGGAGGGGGUACAGCAGAGACUUCUCAAGAUCCUGGAAGGUACAAACGUCAGAGUUCCUGACAAAAGGUCAAUGCCCUCAUCUUACAAGGAGAUAGACACAACUAACAUCCUGUUUGUGGGAUCCGGAGCUUUCACUGGCCUCGACCAAAUCAUUAGAAACAACAGAGAAAAAAAGGUGUACGGAUUUGGACAGCAAGCUGCUGAUCAAACAGAUGCAGACAGUGUAAUAUCUGAGGUGGAACCGAAGGACAUCAUUAAGUUUGGCAUGAUCCCCGAGUUUUGUGGCCGUAUGCCUAUUCUUGUACCAUUUCAUGGACUUUCCACAGAAGUACUUGUCAAAAUCCUAACAGAGCCUAGAAACGCUGUAGCCAAUCAAUUCAUUGCCCAGUUUAAGACAGAAAAUUGUCAGCUUGUGUUCACACCAGAAGCACUUCACACAGUAGCAGAGUCUGCCUUUCAAAAGAAGGUUGGAGCUCGUGGACUGCGGUCUUUGCUGGUAAUUGUUUUAUAUUUGCAUUGCCUUCAAAAUCAACAUGUCAAAAUUGUUUUUCCCAUUGUCGUAUAUUAGCAGUAUACCAAUUUGUUUCCAGAUGAUAUCUUUUAAGGAAUUACCAUAUUUUGAUUAAACUUACAUUACUAACUACCCAAGUCUCACUCUCAAGUUCAAUGCUUGUCCAAUUUGUGCCUAUAAUGAUGAUGCUGCUGCGGCCUGAUUGGCUGAUGGUUUCUGGAUGUGUUUUUGAAAAUUUCAUUAAAUCUCGUCAAAUAUACAUAUAGACUUGUUCCCUAUUUGAUCAGGAUUUUGC
Mizuhopecten yessoensis (Yesso scallop) is the source of this 1878-nucleotide messenger RNA. Its product is annotated as ATP-dependent Clp protease ATP-binding subunit ClpX-like. Gene Ontology annotation, molecular function: ATP hydrolysis activity; ATP binding. Gene Ontology annotation, biological process: protein catabolic process; proteolysis. NCBI's taxonomy places the organism in Eukaryota, Metazoa, Mollusca, Bivalvia, Pectinida, Pectinidae. The record is from RefSeq and is a predicted model, not a curated record. The transcript has 9 exons. Gene Ontology annotation, cellular component: mitochondrial matrix. Bases 174 to 1640 code for a protein of 488 amino acids.